This is a messenger RNA of Penicillium paradoxum, 1377 nucleotides long. It is a transcript of the gene pmi1, whose product is annotated as mannose-6-phosphate isomerase pmi1. The record is from RefSeq and is a predicted model, not a curated record. NCBI's taxonomy places the organism in Eukaryota, Fungi, Ascomycota, Eurotiomycetes, Eurotiales, Aspergillaceae. Gene Ontology annotation, biological process: carbohydrate metabolic process; GDP-mannose biosynthetic process. The transcript has 5 exons. The coding region runs from base 1 to 1377 and encodes 458 amino acids. Gene Ontology annotation, cellular component: cytosol. Gene Ontology annotation, molecular function: mannose-6-phosphate isomerase activity; zinc ion binding.
AUGCAGGUACCACUACUUAGACUGCAAUGCGGCGUUAACAGCUACGAUUGGGGCAAGGUCGGCCAAGAGUCGGCAGCAGCCAAGUAUGCGGCCACAACAGCUGCUCCAGAUUUCACCAUCGAGGCUGAGAAGCCCUAUGCUGAACUCUGGAUGGGUACUCAUCCGUCUCUUCCGUCCAAAGAUGUCGAGACUCAGCGUACUCUCCUCGACAUGGUCCAAGAUAACCAGGCUCUUCUGUCAACGGAAAUUAGUGAACGGUUUGGAAGCAAGCUCCCUUUCCUGUUCAAGGUGCUUUCUAUCCGUAAAGCACUCAGUAUCCAGGCCCACCCCAAUAAGAAGCUUGCAGAGCAGCUUCAUGCACGGGACCCCAAGAACUAUCCCGAUGAUAAUCACAAGCCCGAGAUGACCAUUGCCAUCACUCCCUUCGAGGGUGUCUGUGGCUUCCGUCCUCUCGCAGAGAUCACCCAUUUCCUGCAAGCUGUGGAGCCUUUGCGCACUCUGGUUGGCGAACAGGCAGCGAGUGAAUUUGAACAGCUCGUCAAGGGCAAUGAGAACUCAGAAGAUGCCACUGUCAUCCAAAAGAAUAAAGAAGCGCUACGCUCGCUCUUCACUGUCCUCAUGGAGUCCCCAGCCGAGAAGGUCGAGAAAGCCUGCAAUGACUUGAUUUCGAUCGCAGAGACCAGCCCUGACAACUUCGCAAUCUUGUCUGGUGAGAUGGAAACGAAUCCUACCAACCCCACCGAGCUGGCUGCCCUCGCCAAGCGUCUGAACGGACAGUUCCCCAACGACAUUGGCCUCUUCGUCUUCUUCUUCCUGAACUUCGUCAAGCUUCAGCCUGGUGAGGCUAUGUUCUUGAAGGCCGACGAUAUUCACGCAUACAUUUCUGGCGAUAUCAUCGAGUGCAUGGCUUCCUCGGACAACGUUGUGCGAGCGGGUUUCACGCCAAAAUUCAAGGAUGUGGAUACUCUCACUCAGAUGCUAACCUACUCCUACGCACCCAUCGAGGAGCAGAAGCUCCAGGCUACAGAUUACCCGUACGCCAUCCUGAAUGCCACUGCAUACUCGAGCGCGUCGUCCGCGAUGCUCUACGACCCUCCCAUCGAUGAAUUCAGCGUUGUCAAGUCCGAUCUGAACCGCAAGGGUGCCAAGGUGACUUUCGACGGUAUCACUGGCCCAAGCAUCCUGAUUUGCACCCGUGGCAAAGGCAAGAUUACUGUUGGCAACAAGACCGAGGAGGUCCAGGAGGGCUACGUGUUCUUCGUCGGCGCUAAUGCCGAAUGUGCCAUCGAGAACACUGGCAGCGGCGAGGGCGACGAUGAUGUCUUCACCACCUACAAGGCAUUCUGUGAUUUGACUGCGUCCGGUGAGGCAAAUUAA